Molecule: messenger RNA, 1616 nt
Organism: Vicia villosa (hairy vetch)
Lineage: Eukaryota; Viridiplantae; Streptophyta; Magnoliopsida; Fabales; Fabaceae
Product: wax ester synthase/diacylglycerol acyltransferase 4-like
Exons: 6
Coding region: 1-1428 (475 amino acids)
Biological process (GO): triglyceride biosynthetic process
Cellular component (GO): plasma membrane
Molecular function (GO): long-chain-alcohol O-fatty-acyltransferase activity; diacylglycerol O-acyltransferase activity
Source: RefSeq, a predicted model, not a curated record
AUGAACAACAAGGAAGCUAUUUCUCUUGAUGCUCAUCUCUCUCUUGCUGCGAACAACAACAUCAAACCUCUUUUACGGUGGCCCUCUUCCUCCUUUAAUUUCGCUUACGGCGGCCAUGGGAGGAACAAAAGCGAAAAUCCAGAUGUUUUCAUCCCUAUCAAUCCACGUUUCUCCUCUAUCAUGGUAAGACACGAAGAUGGUGAGAUGAGAUGGCAAAGAGUUGAAGUGAAGCCUGAAGAGCAUCUAAAGUUUCCAAAAUUUCCGGAAACCACAAACUCAUCAUCAUCAUCAAUUGAACUAUAUGACAAUUAUCAUAAUGACUACGUAAGUAGUAUUUUAACUAAAAAAACACCACAAGAGAAACCACUUUGGGAAAUUCAUAUUAUAAAUUAUCCAACCACAAAUGCUGCUUGCACCAUGAUAUUCAAAAUUCACCAUUCACUUGGUGAUGGUUACUCUCUCAUGGGUGCUCUUCUUUCUUGUCUUCAAAGAGCUGAUGACCCUUCUCUUCCUCUCACUUUUCCUUCACGACCACAAUUGAACUCAAACUAUGAAGAUAAAAGCUUGUUUAAGAGGCUGUGUUUUGGUGUAAACUCGUUUUUUAGCUCCAUAUCAGAUUUUGGAUCAAGCAUUAUCAAGGCAAGAAUGAUUGCAGAUGACAUAACACCUAUAAGGUCCGGAUAUGAAGGAACUGAUUCUCAGCAUUUUACCUUGUCAGACAUAUCAUUCUCACUUGAUCAAAUCAAAGAAAUCAAAUCAAAACUUGGAGUGACAAUAAACGAUGUGGUUUGUGGGAUGAUCUUCUAUGGACUUAGGCUUUACAUGGAAGAGAUGAAUGAGAGGACAAAAACAUCAAAUUCAACAGCAUUGGUAAUGCUGAACCUAAGAAGUAUUAAAGGUUAUCAGUCAUUGAAGGAAAUGCAAAAACCAGAAUCCAAAGGUCUUUGGGGGAAUAAAAUAUCUUUCUUACAAAUACCAAUACCUAAGGCAAGCCAAUCAGAAAGUUCCAACCCUCUUGAGUUUGUUUGGGAAGCCAGUGAUGUGUUAAAGAAAAAGAAACGUUCUUUCGGUGUUCAUCUCAUAGGUUUACUCAUUGAUUUGGAGAUGAAACUAAUAGGGCCUGAGGCGGUAGCUAAAGAAAUCUAUAACACCAUUGGAAACUCGAGUGUUCUUAUCUCAAACAUGGUUGGGCCAGUAGAAAAGAUGGCUUUGGCAAAUCAUCCUGUAAAUGGAUUGUAUUUCACCAUGACAUGUGGACCUGAGGAUGUAAACAUUACAAUUAUGAGCUACGUGAAAAUAUUAAGGAUGACCAUGAAAACUUUAAAGGGAUUUAUAGAUGAACAUAAGUUGAAGUUUUGCAUGGAGAAAGCAUUUGAAGUCAUGUACAAAGCGUCUAUGGAGAUCUCUGAGAUUGCUACCAAAAACUAAUUGGGAUGGAAACAAGACUGGUCCUGAAAUUAUGUUUAAUGCGAAUAAGAUUAAAUAAGUAUACCAAUGAAUAAUUGGUAUGAUGAUAAUACUAUUAUUAAGGAAUAACUAUUUUAGGGAGAAUAAGAUUACAUGUUAUGUAUUAUAAAUAUUAUUAAGCAAGACUGGUCGUGAAAUGAUAUGUUUAG